Molecule: messenger RNA, 2952 nt
Organism: Paramisgurnus dabryanus
Lineage: Eukaryota; Metazoa; Chordata; Actinopteri; Cypriniformes; Cobitidae
Source: RefSeq, a predicted model, not a curated record
UAAGAGGGAGAUCUUCUGCCCAGACACAGUGAUGUCAAAGCGAAUGGGUGCGCCUGCAGGACACCGUUGUAUGGGUGCGCGCACACGUGCGCGCCCACACAAAUACACGCACACAGACACACACGCGCGCUUAAGGUAUGAGGUAAUUGUUUGGUCACAUGACUCCUGCAGUAGCUGUCAAAAGUGAUACAGCAGCGCAUCCCUGACCAGCCUGCCUGCAUCCAGCUGAUUGGACUGCGAUCAGGUGUUAGGGAUCCUCUACAAAGUGCAAAAACGUCAUUGACUUGUAACUAAACGAGAAAACAAAUAUAUUAAUAAAGAAAACCACCUUCUAAAUAAUGAAAAUAACUCAUAUAACAAGUUGUAUAGUAUAAACAAAUCAGUUUAAAUACUGAUUGCACACAUCUUGUUGGGAACAUCAUGCAGUAAAACACCUGUAUGUUGUUACAAACAACAGGCAGCCUUUCAUUUAAUUUCUCAAUGGUAUUUUUUGCAACCUAAUGUUAAUCCAUUUAAAGCUUAGCUUACAGACUUACAUUUAUUUCGUUCUUGAUUCUGACACAGACAAGGAUAUAGCAAAUCUUUACACUUGAUCCCUUGAUUCGGAGUUAUCACCCCGCCUAUGUCGCAAGUCAGUCCGUGUUGGGCUCAAAAGUCACUGGAGGUGAUACGGGGGUGGGAAAGUAGGGAAAGUGGGACAGCAGAGAGGGCGUGUGGUGUCGUGCACGCGCCUCGGCCUCGGGGAUUUCUCGCGUUCGAUGUCUUGACAACGCGAAGUUUAUCGGGUGUCCCCAUCGUGCGGUAGCAGCGGCACGCGCUUGGAGUGUGCCAGUAUCUUUUGAAAACCUCAGUCAGUGCCAGAUUUGGGCAGCGGGGUUGAGGAAAUGGCAUUUGAGACUGCCGCUGGCGGCGGUGACGCCUGAUCAAGAAUAAAGCAGGAUCUAUAGCGGCUGAAAAUGGUGAAUUCAAGUGUUUUAUUGUCAUGGCAAACGGAACCGGCAGCAUCAUGUUGAAAUGCGUGGUGGUCGGCGACGGCGCCGUGGGAAAAACUUGUCUGUUGAUGAGCUAUGCCAACGACGCCUUUCCUGAGGAGUAUGUGCCUACGGUCUUUGAUCAUUAUGCAGUGAGUGUGACGGUUGGAGGAAAACAAUACCUGCUGGGGCUGUAUGACACUGCGGGUCAGGAAGAUUAUGAUCGCCUACGACCCCUGUCCUACCCCAUGACGGAUGUCUUCCUCAUUUGCUUCUCGGUGGUAAAUCCGGCCAGCUUCCAGAAUGUAAGAGAGGAGUGGGUCCCUGAACUUCAGGAGUAUGCACCCAACGUCCCUUACCUGCUCAUUGGCACUCAGAUUGACCUGCGGGAUGAUCCGAAGACUAUUGCCAAGCUGAACGAUGUGAAAGAGAAGCCGAUUGUGACAGAACAAGGCCAAAAGCUAGCAAAGGAGAUCGGUGCCUGCUGUUAUGUCGAAUGCUCGGCAUUGACGCAAAAAGGUUUGAAGACGGUGUUCGACGAGGCCAUUAUAGCCAUUCUGGCCCCUAAGAAAGGAGCACUCAAGCGAAGACUUGGCCCACGUUGCAUCAACUGUUGCCUGAUCACAUGAGGAGGACUGAGAAGAGAACAAGGACUCAAAACAGUUAUUGGUCAUGCCAGGAUUAUCUGACAACCUGACUGGAAGCAAUGAAAAAACUAUUAAUAGUAGAGAUUCCUAGUCCAAGUUAUCGGGGAAAAGAACACCUUUCAAAAAAAAAAAAAGUGUUCUUCAGGGACAUUUAACACAAGAACACUAAACAUCAAGAUGGCUUACACACCGAAAAUGGUUAAAAGAUUGUAAUUUAUUGAAUUCACAAGCACAGAGAAUAGAAAAUGAAAGCUAUACGGUAGAGGAAGACGUUUGGGAGCCUUUCAUGAUGACUGAAAACAAUCUGCUUUUCUUGUCUGGCUUUGUAAGCACAAGUUUACUUUGAGGGUUGAAACCCAGACAGCCUCAACAGCACAACCAAACCCAUGUGUCAUUUACAGAAGUGAGACUUUACUUAACUUCGAAAAGGGAAAUGUCGUGUCUCUAUUUGAGUUGCAAAAUUUACAUUUUACAAAAGCUUACUGUCGGUAAUCACUAUCAUUUCUGAAAUAAAGAGGAAUCAUGAAGUCCAUACUGCCAUGUGUGGAGCGUACAACAAACACAAUGUUAUUCUACAAAAUGUCCACAACAGAUUUUAAUUGUUGUAAAUAUGACCGUGGAGUCAGAUGUCAUUUCUUGGAUUCAAAGCUCACGUUUGCUUCUGGAAGGAAACAGAUAUUUUCAAACAAGCCCGGAUUUUUUCCAAUCUCCAAGUUCCGAUGGCUUAAAGUGCUUAUUUUCCUCAUUUAAGCUUGUAGGUGAGAAGUUUGCGAUGCCAGUGGAUCCAAACGGGGGCAGCAAGGAGGCCAGUUAGAAAUCCAGUAGUUGCGCCGAGAGUACAGGAAACAGGCCAAACCUAGAGAGAGGGGAGAGAAAAAGAUAGGAGAUCAAUCCCAUCAUGCAGGAGCACAAGUGACUGACUGCAAGUCCUACAGAAUCACUGUGGUGUUUUACCAACCAAAUUUUGUAUACAAGACUGCUUUCUUUCUCAUGUUUUGUUAAAGUAGAGUUUGCUUGAUGGUUGUUACUGUGUGUAUUUGUGACCUUGCCUCUCAGGUGUGUGCUGACCGCUUUGCUUUUUGAAUUUGCUUUUUUAAGCAAUUUCUUGCACUCCAUGCAAAUAUGUGGAGUGGUCUGAGUGAUCUUUAAAGCUUCAUUGUGAAAAACAAAAUCGUUUAUUAAUAUUACAGUUAAACGGUAAAUAUGUGAAAUGCAGAACAAGGCACAAUGGAUUUAAGAUGAAAAAAUUCAGCUGUUAAUUCCCUGGAUAUAAUGUAAAUUUAAUGCCACAAAAUAUUUACUGACUAUAAAACUGGUUUUUAUAACCUUUUUUA